Molecule: messenger RNA, 2742 nt
Organism: Spodoptera litura
Lineage: Eukaryota; Metazoa; Arthropoda; Insecta; Lepidoptera; Noctuidae
Product: chymotrypsinogen B
Biological process (GO): proteolysis
Molecular function (GO): serine-type endopeptidase activity
Source: RefSeq, a predicted model, not a curated record
ACUGCGGCGCGCGCGCACUUCACUCGCUCCUCUAGUCGCGUUCGUUGUGCCUCGAUCUCCGCUAUCUCGAGUGUUGUAGUUGUUAUCAUUAAGCAUCUAUGUUGUGCGUAUCUUAUAAACUGCUGGACGUUUGAGAUGCCGAAUUUUGAUGGAGAGUUUGCUAGCUGCCUGGACUGAGGAAUAUGAAGUGGCUAUGUCCUGUCAUCAUUUUUAGCUUCAUUCUCUUUGAGACUUUUCCAGGACAUCAUAUUGAAAACGAGGUGACAGCGCACCAUGAGGACCAAAUGAUUUAUACCGAAGACAGUGAUGGUUUAGAUUAUAUUGUUAAACAUAAAAAAGGUUCACAUUUAAAGGGGUCUUCAUACACGUCGUGGGGUCGUUGGAGUCCGUGUCAGGGCGGGCAUAGGACCCGUCGACGACACUGCUUACGUCGACACAUAUGCGGAGACUCGCUUCGCAUAGAAAUCGCUAGGUGCAAAGAAAGAAAACAUCGAGCCCGGAAUAAUCCAUCACCAGAAGCGCUAACAGAAAGAAAUGUUACAAUACAAGUACGACAGCUGAAGGCCGAGGACGUGCAGAAGAGGUUCCGAGGAUUCUCGCAAUGGAGCUCGUGGAGCGCCUGCUCUAGAAAAUGUACUACGGUCAGACGGAGGCACUGUUUACGACGAGCGAUAUGCGGUCGACAAGUGAUACGGCAGUCAGCGUACUGUUACAUGGAAGGCAGUUACUGCCACCAUUGGAUUCGAACCAGGAUGCAGAGGAGAAAGGACCCAGGAUAUUCAAGUUAUUCAACAGAGCAGUUUAUGGCGGCGACUCCAGCCCCUGCAAUACAUCCUCAAGAUUCCCGAGCAAGUCCACCCACACCCCCUUGUGGGAGAGUAGGUCGGUAUCGGGGGUCUGCGUCUGCGCGCCUUCGACAGCGCAUGCGUGAUAUGGUGCGCAUUAUUGGUGGACGGCCAGCGCCACCUGGCAAAUGGGCCUGGCAAGUCGCUGUACUCAACCGAUAUAAGGAAGCAUUCUGCGGCGGCACCCUCGUCUCACUCCGUUGGGUUGUGACGGCGGCACAUUGCGUGCGCAAACGCUUGUACGUGCGGUUGGGCGAGCACGACCUGCUACUCAGGAACCGCGGCGAGGUGGAGAUGAAGGUCACGGAAGCCGUCAUACAUCCUCGCUAUGACCCUGACACGGUCGUCAACGAUGUCGCUAUGUUACGAUUGCCGGAGUCUGCUCGGCCGGACUUAGGCCAUGGCGUGGCAUGUUUGCCGGCACCCUAUCAACCAUUACCACCCCAUACCUCCUGUGUUAUUUUAGGAUGGGGUAAGAAGAGACCCACUGAUGUCCAUGGGACCAGAGUAUUACAUGAAGCACAGGUAUCAACAAUACAACAGGGAGUGUGCCGCCGUUCAUACUGGCAGUAUGCUAUAACAGAUGACAUGGUGUGCGCUGGGCGAGGACGUAGAGACUCUUGCGCCGGAGACUCAGGAGGACCGCUACUCUGCAGGGAUCGUACUAUGAGAUAUUUCUUACAGGGUAUCACGAGUUUCGGCGAUGGUUGCGGUAAACGGGGCAAGUACGGAAUUUACACGCGGACCGCAGGCUACGUGUCAUGGAUGCGUGACGUCAUGAACAAGAAGUAUUUCGACUGAAACCGCAAAAGGUCUCAAACCCCUUUUGGCAGAGUUGUGGUUACCUAAACCUAUUUGUUAUAAUUACGCUCUUCCCAAAUUGUUUUCUUUUUAUUUUAUAACUGAUGUGAUGUAAAAACUCGUACGUACUUAUAGCAUUUCCUUCCAAUUCCAAAAUAUAAGUGAUCCCUGAUUUUCCAAAUAAAAAACUUGCGUAAAAUAUCUGACCUCACCAACUUUACGAACGCCAAGAAAUGAGAAGCGACAUUUACCGACCAAUUUUAUAACAAAGUUUUACCAUACCAUACCACACAUAAUAUUAAUUUAUAUAGACUUUAUCAUUCAACAGAAUAUAUACUAUUUAAGACGGAAAAUUUCUUUCCAACCAAAGUCUAACUGAUUUAUACAUACCUAUAAUAUCUAUAUCUAAUUUUCACUUAUGACCUCAUUUGAAAUAAACUAAGUUCAAGGUUACGUUCAUAACUUUACCUAAAAGGUCAAUUUAUAGCUUGCUGUAAUACCUAAUAUUAUUGACGAUGGAUACUUACCUAGUAAUAUUUUGAAAGCGAACGUAUCUUGCUAAUGUUACUUUAUCAAAUUUGGGUACAAGACUAUUUGUUUUUAUGACUUUAUAUUAAUAUUACAUUUUAUUUAUGUAUAACAUUUUGAAAUAUAAUUUUAUGUGCUUUAGUUUAUGUCCGAUAGAUUUGUCAGAUUACUUGAUGAUGAACAUUUUUACGAACAUUGAUUGAUGAUAUGAGACACCGUCCUAGUAAGAGGUUGCAAAUGACCAUAAUCUGAGGGCUUAGUACCUACGAGUUCGUUUUACGUUUAAAGAAAUCAAAACGUUACUCAGUUUAGCUCUCUGAUUGGUUGAUUCAUUGGAGCAGGCCAAUCAGAGCGCCGAACGCUGUGACGUUUAAAUUUUGUUAAACGGAACAAACUCAUACUGAACCCUCAGAUGGUUAUUAUUCGCAGCCUCUUACAAAGAUGAUGUCUAAUACAUAUCAUAUGCUUUGCGACGUUGCGGCGUUCGGCGCUCUGCAGCUGUAGCCAAAUGCCAUUUAGCACUUGUCUGCAUAUAGAAUAAAAAACCAAAUAAUGGGAUUGACGUAAA